This is a messenger RNA of Durusdinium trenchii, 1159 nucleotides long. The record is from the annotation of a GenBank genome assembly. NCBI's taxonomy places the organism in Eukaryota, Dinophyceae, Suessiales, Symbiodiniaceae.
UUCUACCAAGGGCUUUACACCUUCAAAACCUCGUCCAAUCACACUUUUCAACGGUCCCUUCCAAUGGUUCAAGUCCUGUACAGAAAAUCCUCAACUUGCCAGCAAGAAAUACGCAGCUCCCGGUGCCUUGCACCGUGGGUCGUCCUGAGGCGUGGCCAUGAUGUCGGUGACCUACGGCUCGACGAAGAAGCUGGUCCGGAAGCUGGCCGAAGAGUCGGGCUUCCAGGUCGAUGAAGCUCCAUUGACGUUCCCGCUCACGGAUGAAGCAGAAAUCCUGGAGUCUUUGGACUCUGUGCUGAAGCCGAACACCACGCUGGUGAUUCUAGACCUGAUUCCAUCGAAUGCGCCCUUCGUCCUACCCCCGGAGGCCAUCGAGCUCUGCCGUAGCAAGGCGCCUGAUGCCUUCCUUCUGCUCGAUGCAGCCCACGGGCUGUUGGGCUGGCCCCUGAAGCUCUCCGGCCCACGGCGCGAGUAUCCCGUGGAUGCCGUCAUGACGAACUGCCACAAGUGGUUUUGUGGCGCCAAGGGCACCGCGCUGCUGCACGUCUCAGAGCCACUGCAGGAGUGGUUGGAGCCCUUAGUGAUCUCGCACGGCUACGGGUCUGACCUGCCGAGCGGCUUCUACUGGCCCGGCCUGGCCGACUGGAGCUCCUUCCUGGCGCUGGACGAAGCGAUGGCCUUCUGGGACCUGGUUGGCUUGGAUGCUGCCAGGACCUACUGCAACUACAUGGUCAGAGAUGCAGCCAUGCUGCUGGCCGACGCUUGGGGCACCGACCUGGGGCUUCCGGAGGAGGUGCUGAGCACCAUGGCGCUGGUACGCUUGCCCGACUUCGCCGCACAGACGGGUGAGCAGACCUAUGAGGAGGCAGAAGCGGUUCAGAAUGCGCUCUACACGCGCAAUAUCGAAGUCCCAGUGAAAGCCCUUUCUGGGAAGCUCUAUGUGCGCAUCUCAGCUCACAUCUACAAUCAUCUCGAGGAGUACGAGAUUCUACGUGAUGCGAUCCUGGAGCUGCAAAGGGCAGACAGUCUCAAGUAGACGUGCUUCUUCGGUCUGAAAGCAGCAGAGGACAUCCUGACAUCCUCAUCUUCCCCUUUUGAACGUUUUUCAGAGGUUCGGAGAACAUGUUCAAAUGGAUGGACGGGGGGGGGAUCGUGAACU